This is a messenger RNA of Cydia splendana, 1971 nucleotides long. RefSeq lists its product as uncharacterized. Gene Ontology annotation, molecular function: cysteine-type endopeptidase activity. Bases 48 to 1967 code for a protein of 639 amino acids. NCBI's taxonomy places the organism in Eukaryota, Metazoa, Arthropoda, Insecta, Lepidoptera, Tortricidae. Gene Ontology annotation, cellular component: lysosome. The record is from RefSeq and is a predicted model, not a curated record. The transcript is spliced from 12 exons.
CUCCUCUUUAAUGAGUAAAGCAUAUUGGUUUCUCUACUAAAAAUAAAAUGUCCCCGUUAUUUCUCUUGCUAGUGGUUGGCAUUAGUGCUGAGCAACUCUUCGAAAAACCAUAUUACGACUUGAGCGAUGCCCACAACCAUUUCAAAAACUUCGUUCAGAAACAUGGUAAAACAUACGAUCCCGAAGAAUACUUGAAAAGACUCGCGAUUUUCACUGAAAAUUUAGCAGAUAUCAAUGAGCGCAAUGCCAUGUUUCCGCAGACCGUUUUUGACGUAACACGGUUUGCUGAUAUGACACCCGAAGAGAUAAAAGCUGGUUAUGGUAUGCAAAUGCGUGAUGAAGAUAUAGAUAAAAUAGCGAUUAAGCUUCGUCUUCGUCCCGAGGAGAUCACGGCCCCAGAGCAGUGGGACUGGAGGGAUCAUGGAGCGGUCACUCACGUCAAAAAUCAAGGCGAAUGCGGUAGUUGCUGGAUCUUUAGCGCUACUGGUGCUAUUGAAGGCCAAUAUGCCAUCAAGCACAACCAGAAUAUGGCCUUUUCUGAACAGCAGGGUUUGGACUGCAUAAAAUAUGAAGGCAAUAACUGUGCUGGAGGACUACCAGACGUAGUAGCGGAUUACCACAAAAAAUUUGGCGUUGUCCCAGAGAAAGAUUACCCGUACACAGGAACGCCAUCAACAUGUACCGAAGAUCCUAAGAAGGUCGUAACCAAAGUCACGGAUUACAAAGUAUAUAAGCCAGAUGAAGAAACAUUGAAACAGCUUGUAUAUGAAAAGGGGCCGUUGUCAGUAUCUAUUGACCCCGCGGACUUCCCCCCCUAUCACUCGGGGAUACUACUCCCCAAAAAGUGCAAAAACGCUAUUUGUCAUGCUGUGUUAUUAGUCGGUUAUGGUGUAGAAAACGGCACCAAGUAUUGGAUCCUCAAAGAUUCUUAUGGCCCUGAAGUCAGAGACCAGGGCUACGUCAAGCUGGUCCGAGGAGUCAACGCGUGUUCCAUGGGGACCGAAUAUACUAUGUCCUGCACUGUGGAAGUCCAGGCCUUGGAUCCCUGUCCGCCUGUACGGGGACUGCAGCAGGAGCGCGAUGACCUCUUCCUCGUCCGCAACCGCGCCGGCGGCGUCCGCGCGGCUCCCAGGUGCCGGGGGCGGCGGUUGCGGGGGGCGCACCCCUCGCCGCACGAGCUCCACAACGACAAUACGAAUUUUGAAGAACGACGAGCUCUUUUUGGUACUAGUUUAGUUGACGAGGACCUUAAAAUUGUAAGUAAGCAACUUGGUCCUGAUGAGGAGAUCACGGCACCUGAGAAUUGGGACUGGAGGGACCAUGGAGCGGUCACUCACGUAAAAAAUCAAUUAGGCUGUGGUUCGUGCUGGAUUUUUGCUGCUACUGGAGUUAUUGAAGGCCAGUAUGCUAUCAAACAUAGAAAGCUCCUGUCCUUUUCUGAACAGCAGAGCUUAGACUGUAUAGUUCGGAAAGGAUGGCCGCAUAAUUGUGAAGGAGGAAAUCCUUACAUGUUUAAGGCAAACUAUUUGAAAUAUGACUUUCGCAGCUACCACAAGAUAUUUGGCGUAGUACUAGAAAAAGAUUACCCGUAUACAGGAAACGAAUCAACGUGCCAUGAAGACCCCACAAAGGCCGUCACCAAGGUCACGGGAUAUAAGACCUACAGAAUUGCAGAUGAGGAAACAUUAAAACAGCUUGUAUAUGAAACGGGACCUGUGUCAAUAGCUAUAGAUGACAGCGACUUAGCUUUCCAUAAAAAUAGUAUAUUGUACCCCCAAAAGUGCAAGGAUGAUGUUACGCACGCUCUUUUGCUGGUUGGAUACGGAAUAGAAAACGGCACCAAAUAUUGGAUCCUCAAGAACUCUUUCGGCGUUGAGAAUGGGGACCAGGGCUACUUUAAGCUGGUACGGGGGAUCAACGCUUGUUCUAUCGGAGUAACACACGCAUUAACCUGUACUGUUGCCUAAUUAA